AUGUACUGGAUCGUUUUCGCUCUUUUUACCACUUUCGAAACAUUUUCUGAUUGUUUGUUAUCAUGGCUCCCAUUCUACUACGAAAUAAAAAUAGUAUUUGUGCUAUGGUUGCUGUCUCCCGUUACAAAGGGUUCAAGUUUUUUGUAUAGAAAAUUUGUUCAUCCACAGCUUACAAAAAGAGAAAAGGAAAUAGAUGAAUACAUAUUGCAUGCUAAAGAUGCCGGCUACUCAACAGUACUUAGGCUUGGCAGCCGGGGAAUUAGCUAUGCUACAAAUGUCAUUGUCAAAACUGCCAUCCAAGGGCAGUCUCGGCUUGUCAAUCACAUUCGUAGAAGCUAUAGCAUGAGUGAUUUGUCUGAUGAUUAUGUUGAUCAGCCACGAUCAAGGGACAGAAGUGGAUCCAUUCCUGAAAGCGAGGAUGAACUUGAUAACCGGUUGAUAGAAGAUAACAAGGAAUUAGAGAGCCGAAAAAAGGACCAUGAUCCACAUUAUGUGCCAGAAGACAAAGAAGAUCUGGCAAGCACCAGACAAAUUUAUCACACAAACUCUGCUUCCAGUAGACUAAGGACAGGAUUAUACAGUGUUCCUGAAGAAAGUAGUCCCUCAUCGUCUUCCCUGACUAAGCCCUACACUUUAGGUUCAUACAGUAGCCGAUAUAGUAGUACCACUGGCUAUGACUUGCGUAAUUUGACAAAAAAGGAGGUCCGCAGUUCUUCCUAUCUUGGCUAUCCCAGCUACAGCGGGACAGGUUCACUUCCCCGUCACCGCUAUUCCUGGUCUUCUUCCGACUAUAGCCGCACUUGGAAACAUUAA
Molecule: messenger RNA, 813 nt
Organism: Acanthosepion pharaonis
Lineage: Eukaryota; Metazoa; Mollusca; Cephalopoda; Sepiida; Sepiidae
Source: the annotation of a GenBank genome assembly